Molecule: messenger RNA, 667 nt
Organism: Coregonus clupeaformis (lake whitefish)
Lineage: Eukaryota; Metazoa; Chordata; Actinopteri; Salmoniformes; Salmonidae
Product: transmembrane protein 80-like
Exons: 6
Coding region: 7-444 (145 amino acids)
Biological process (GO): non-motile cilium assembly
Cellular component (GO): ciliary transition zone
Source: RefSeq, a predicted model, not a curated record
UUCAAGAUGGCGGUGAACAGAGCAGGCAAGUCUGCUGUUGUGCUAUCUUCUGUUCCUCUCCAGCUCCUGCUCUACCUGUCAGCUCUUUACUAUGUAUUCUACUUCCUCUCUACAUUCUGCAUGAUCAUCUACAAGAGUCGUGUGCUGAGCUACCCUGAUGACCUCCUAACUCAGGACGUAGGUUUACUCUUCAUUAUGGCUGGUCUGGAGCUGCUCCGACUCUACUGUGGUGUGAGGGGUAACCUGCAGGAGACUGAAGGUUAUAUCUGGGUUAACCUGGCCAUGACGGCGGCUACGGCACUGCUGUCUGUCUACUUCCUGGUAUGGCAGCUGUACGUGAUGCAUGCUGACGUCAUCAUCAACUCCAUACUGCUCAGUGUGUACGGACUGGGAGGGGUCUUUGGGCUGGUCACACUGGCCAGAUUCACCAGUGUCUACUCCUGAGAACGCCGUGCUGUCCCCAUUCGUUAUAGCUGCACUGACAGCACUCCUUCACUACCAAACCUUAAUGGAAGGUAAACCCUCUGCUGCGCUGUUGGAGAUGUCUGAGCACCGGUGUAGGUGUUUGGCUGUUCAGAAUGCUAGUGGAAUUGGGAGUCUGAUGUCCUGAGCGCUCUGGAGCAGGUUUUCAUCAAGGAUCUCUCUGUACUUUGCUCCGUUCAUCUUU